Messenger RNA from Coregonus clupeaformis (lake whitefish), 3357 nucleotides. RefSeq lists its product as uncharacterized. NCBI's taxonomy places the organism in Eukaryota, Metazoa, Chordata, Actinopteri, Salmoniformes, Salmonidae. The transcript has 4 exons. The coding region runs from base 899 to 2158 and encodes 419 amino acids. The record is from RefSeq and is a predicted model, not a curated record.
UGGUGUUCAGCUAACGUUACGUAGCUAGCUAGUAGAUGGCCGCUAGUUAUUACGUUAACUAGCUACCAAAUAGUGGGGGGUAGUGACUAGACUACCUGCGGUGGAUUUGAUGGUAUCUAGCGAAGUGAAAAACUAUCCUGAUUUGCAAACUGUUGCCGGUCUAGAAAAACUGGCUAGUUGGCCUGUUAGCUAGCUGUCCAGGUGGCUGAUUGUGUAGCUAGCUAUUUAACAAGUAAGCUAGUGUGAUGAACCAGAAUUGCAACACAACACAGUGGAUCUGUCUCUUCAUUUCAGUAACGUAGCUACAGCCAAAGGGUGAAGUUAAUUGUAGCAAGAACAACGUUGUUAGCUAGCUGACUAGCUAAUAACUAACUCCAAAGCUGUUGGCUUCUAGCUAAGUUAGCAGCUAGCCAAAUGACUGAGGGGAUGUGGUCUGAAGUGAAGACGGAUGUUUGUUGAGUGUUCAUGAAACAAAUGUAGCUAGCUAACUUAGCGAGGUUUGAUGAUGGAACAUCAGGUGGUUAAACCAUAUUGCCAAUGCUCAAUGGUAAUAAAUACAAAAGCCAGAAGUCCCUGGUGUUUUCCAUACACGUGUAACUAGUUAACUACUCUGUAAACUGUCCAUUUGAGCAAUUAAAGUUGGGUGGAGACUAGAGUAGAGUGAAGUCCAUUAUUGAUUACCACGUUGGCACGCAUGCAGUGAACUGUGGCAAUUUGUUCAGCUAAGUGGUGUUUACAUUUAGGGCAGAGCCAACAAGAGGUCUGAAAAAGUGUAACCAUUAUAUCGCGAGAACAGCAAUGAUGUUAGAGCUCUGAUGGUGGUCUGUCCCCUGCCUUCAUUGUGACUCGUGUCCACUACCUUCCUCUCCCUGCCCAGUGUGUGUGCCACCAUUUCACCAUGACCCUGCAUCCUCUCCUCUUCCUGUCCCCCAUCCUUGGGCUCCUGGUGCUGCCUUGUCUGUCAUCCCAUGUGGCCAGCCAGUUCAGCAUUGUGGCCAGCCGGACAAUGACUGAGCAAACCCAGUGCUCUGAAGCAUGCUCACUCAAUACAGCAUGUGAUCAUGCUUUCUUUCGGAAAGAAAAGUCCACCUGCUUUUUCUUGACGUGUCCAAAUGGCACCAACUGCAACAGUAUCUCCGUCGCUGACCUGAUCAGGAAACAAGAUACAGACAUCCGUGUUUUUAAGAGAGAAACUGGAACAGCCACUCAGUCUUCAAAUUCCAGUUCCAGAACUCCAUCAGAACUUAAGAACCCGACUGCUCAUAAAUUGAGCAAUAACAGUGAUGAUGGUCAGGCGCCGACUGUUGAAGACUCUGCUGUUGUCUCAGCUGCAUCUACCAUGACUGAGGUACCCAUGCCAGCUCCCAAGGAUGACGCCGCAACUACAGUAUCUGACACAAAGGGCCAAAGCCCAGUGACAACCACAGCCACUUCAGUAAAGCUGGAAUCUACUACUGUUAGGACUCCCAAAGCCCAGACCACUUCACCAGCCAUCCCACAGAUAACGACAACAAUGGAAUCAGAAACAACAACCACUACAACUACUACCACCACAACAGCAAUGCCAUCUACUACCAACACCACCACAACACAACCAACUACCACCACCACAACAAUCCCAUCAACUACUACUACUACCACCACAACAGCAACGCCAUCUACUACCAACACCACCACAACACAACCAACUACCACCACCACAACAAUCCCAUCAACUACUACCACCACCACCACAAUAAAAACAACAGCAUUACCGUCAACUACCACUCCAAAAACAACAACAACAACCACCACCACCGCAGACACGUCUACAGAUGAGGAGAAGAAGCCAUCACCAACCAUUCCGGAGGCACCCAGCACUCGAGUUACCUCCAGAAACUCUAUGGUUCCUUCAACCGCCACUGCUGAGGUCGGCACAAAAAGGCUGGACGGAGGCACCAACACCAACAGAGCCAUUAUAGACGUUGUUGCCGGCGAGAUUCUGACUCGCCAGUUGGUGGACACAAGUGCUCUAUUGGCUGUCCUGUUGUUUGGCCUCCUCUUCUUCCUAGUUACGGUUGUCCUCUUCCUCACACAGGCAUAUAAGAGCUACAGGAGGAAAGACUACACCCAGGUGGACUAUCUCAUCAAUGGAAUGUAUUCUGAUUCAGGGGUUUAAAAGUGACAGUUGAGUGUUUACAUUUCAACAUGGUUCAGUUAUUUCUAUUUUUCUAUUUUCUUUAUUGGAACAGGGUUAAUAACAUGCGUGAGUUAACAGAUUGUCAAUGUUGCACUAGCCUUUGCCCUAGUAUUGUAUUACAUUUCUGUCUUAAAGGUACACUAGCAUACAGAGAUUUUUUCAACUAUGUAUAAGUUGCCCCAGGCCUGCUGUGGUUUUAUUCAGGCCUUAAGAUCUUACGAUGGGUCAAGAAAUACACCUCUUGGUCAUCAGGCCAUGGGCCAAAGUAUCACCACAGUGGUUUGUUAGUCCUAUAAAACUAUGUCUUCCAUUUCUAUGCAGAUGACGCUUCCACCUCCAACCAAUAGGAUUAAGGCCAUAGACUGUUAAGUCGUCCGUUUUUUAAAUAGUGAAUAUAAUUCGGAGUUCUGUGGAAAAGGGGCUGAAAAGGUUUAUUCAUGUAGCUUUGUUUAAACUCUUAUUUAAUUUACUGUACAUUUUUCAGGUGUAUGUAUACAUUGCUUUGGGUUGGUUUGUUUGUAAUUUUUCAUGCCUUUUCCCUCUGUUCAUGACUUGCUUGUUUCCUUUGUUUACCAUUCCUGUCCUUGGAUUAAGAUUGAAUGCCAAAAUGAUCACUGUACCACUGAAGCACAUUAACGUUAAAGCCAAGGGAAUUGCCUAGCCAUUAUGAACUCCAUUCCACGACGAAGAAGAAGGACCAUGACCAAAAGAGACUUUCCAAUGCGGAGGAACUUCUGUCAAGGGUGGAAACGGGUCUGAAGGCCUGUUAUGUGCCAAUUUAAAUCUUACUAACGUGCAAUUAGAUAUGUUAUUUGCAGUAAAGAAAACAAUUAAGAAUUAAAUUGAUUGUUCUUUCAUCCCCACAAAUAUUCAGUAAUGUCAGUAAGGAUUAAUCAUAACUCCUGUAAGACUUUUAAGAUGUUUGCAUGACUGUGUAUAUGCUGUGUUUCAGGGAGAGAUUCGGUGUUGUUUAUUAGAAGGGCAUAUCAAUGUCUGGGUGUAAUUAAGGUGUUGCACGUAAACAGCCCACAGCCGUAGCCCAGUAAUAGCUGCCUGGGAAUAUGAUGCACAUGUAAUGUGUCUGUUUGUUGGGAAAGUUUGAAGGUCUGGGAAUUAAUUGGCAGAGAAUAAAAAAAUGAGAGUGGGGAGGUGGUCCGACACCUUUACAAUGCACACGC